This is a messenger RNA of Hemibagrus wyckioides, 5425 nucleotides long. RefSeq names its product salt-inducible kinase 1 (gene sik1). The record is from RefSeq and is a predicted model, not a curated record. Gene Ontology annotation, biological process: protein phosphorylation; microtubule cytoskeleton organization; intracellular signal transduction. Gene Ontology annotation, molecular function: protein serine/threonine kinase activity; tau-protein kinase activity; ATP binding. The transcript has 14 exons. NCBI's taxonomy places the organism in Eukaryota, Metazoa, Chordata, Actinopteri, Siluriformes, Bagridae. Gene Ontology annotation, cellular component: cytoplasm. Bases 366 to 2807 code for a protein of 813 amino acids.
CGUGGCUUGUAUUAGCGGCGCGAGCCGAGCUCGAGAGAGGGCCAGAAAGCGUCACCCCCCCGGUUGCGCGAGAGCUGCCUGCUUUUCUAACGGCUCUCUGUACGAACUGGGACGGCAAGUUAAGACGCGGAUUAAUCCUGAAUACACACUUUACAGACAAAAUAAAGAUAUAAAGAGUAGCAUGGUGGAGAGUUUAUAAAUCACCCAGGAAGAUUUAGGUUUGUCCGUGGAAUGAGUGGCACAUGCGCGAGCUGGGGUACAUGCGCGAGCUGGGGCUGUAAGGCAGUAGGAGGACUUUAUUAGUGCAGGACGGCGUGAAGCUGAAAUAAAAGCCGAGGUCGCCUUUCUUGCACGCACUGCUCGGUAUGGUGAUCAUGCGAGAGGCGAGUGCAGGAGGUCCGGCCGCCGUGUCUGCCCAGGGUCGACCCCUGCAGGUGGGCUUUUACGAGAUCAUCCGCACGCUGGGGAAGGGCAACUUCGCCGUGGUCAAACUGGCCAGGCACAAAGUGACCAAAACCCAGGUCGCUAUUAAAAUAAUCGACAAGACCCGUCUGAACUCGUCCAACCUGGAGAAGAUCUACAGGGAGGUGCAGAUCAUGAAGCUGCUGAAUCACCCGCACAUCAUUAAGCUCUACCAGGUCAUGGAGACCAAAGACAUGCUGUACAUCGUAACGGAGUAUGCGAAAAACGGCGAGAUGUUCGACUACCUGACGUCUAACGGACGCAUGAGCGAAGCCGAGGCACGCAAGAAGUUCUGGCAGAUCCUCACAGCCGUCGAUUACUGCCACCACCACCACAUCGUCCACCGAGACCUCAAGACCGAGAACCUGCUGCUGGACGCCAACAUGAACAUCAAACUCGCAGACUUCGGGUUCGGAAACUUCUACAAUGCCGGAGAGCCCUUGUCCACGUGGUGCGGCAGCCCACCGUACGCCGCACCCGAGGUUUUUGAGGGAAAAGAAUACGAAGGUCCACAGCUGGACAUUUGGAGUCUGGGUGUAGUACUGUAUGUGUUGGUGUGCGGUUCGCUGCCGUUUGAUGGAGAAAGUCUGCCAGCGCUCAGGCAGAGAGUGACGGAAGGACGCUUCAGAAUACCUUACUUCAUGUCAGAAGACUGUGAGAAUCUGAUCCGUAAGAUGCUGGUGGUGGAUCCAGCCAAGCGGAUCGGCAUCGCUCAGAUCAAGCAGCACCGCUGGAUGUUAGCCGACCCCAGCGCCCCCCACCAGACGCUCUCGCACUCCCUCACUGACUACAACUCCAACCUGGGUGACUACAGUGAGCCCGUCCUGAGCAUCAUGCACGCGCUGGGCAUCGACCGCCAGAGGACCGUGGAGUCGCUCCAGAGCAGCAGCUACAAUCACUUCUCGGCCAUCUACUACCUUCUGCUAGAGCGGGUUAAAGAGCACCGGAGCCAGCAGCUCAACCGGCAAUGCGGAGGUGCUUGGACCCAGAGGAGCAGGAGCACGUCUGACUCCUCGUCCAGCCCAGAGGUGAUGGUGGAGUCGCCCGACAGCUUCCGCCCCGCCUUGCCUGUCGCCGCGACGAUGAACACAGCGCUGCACUCACAGAUGGAGUGGGAUCAGGGAGGUCUGUUUCAGCGGGUGGUGUGUCCGGUGGAGGCGAGUCUCAACGGUCUCCUCUGGAAUCGCUCCAUCUCUCCAAACAGUCUCCUGGAGACCACCAUCAAUGAAGAAGUGCGUCCAGGAGCCCUGGAAGAGGAGGACGGAACGCUGCAAGCCCCUCCCACGCUUCUCCCAAACACAGCCUCACGUAGACACACCCUCGCCGAAGUCUCCGCCCGCUUCCAUCUCUGCAACCCUCCAUGUAUCGUGAUUAGUCCUUCAGACGCCACUUCAUCAGACAGCUGUCUGAAAUCAUCGUCCAAUCCGACUCCGCCCCUGUCCACCAACGCAGUAGGAGAUCUCUCAACGCUGCUAGCCUCCGGAUUCGGAACCGGGACAUCGGGGCCGGCCGGUGCUCCUCUGGCUCUGUCCUCCAACCGAAUCCUGCAAAACCAGGGCAGUCUCCAGGCAGCCAGCUUCCAGGAAGGGCGCAGAGCAUCCGAUACCUCUCUCACACAAGGAUUGAAAGCCUUCCGUCAGCAGCUGAGGAAGAACUCUCGUACCAAAGGUCUGCUGGGUCUGAAUAAGAUCAAGGGUCUGGCGAGACAGGUGUGCCCUCCGACCUCAUGCUCCAGGGGCAGUAGGGGGUCAUUAGGGCCCACGCUGUGCCCCCCAUCGGGCCUUCAGGGCACCGGAGGACCUCGAGAGCGACGCAGCAUGCUGGAGGAGGUGCUGCAUCAGCAGAGGAUGCUACAAAUCCAGCACCAGCCCCAGCAGCAGAACACGCUCUUCCUCACACAGUCCCAUCAGCUGCCUUCCUCCUCCUCCUCUUCCUCCUCAUCCUCCUCUUCACCUCCCUCCACCAGCCUGUUUGCUCCAGCUGCUUUAUUCUCCAAUCCUCCACCCCAGACCUCCACCCAGCUGAUUCCUGCAUGCCAUCAGAGCUCUGUUCCUCUUCAGCACAGUCUGUGGCAGCAGAACGCAGACUCCUCUUCCUCAUCUUCCUCCUACUCGUCCCUGUCUCCCGUGGCGUCUGCGGCUCAUCUGCUGGAAGCCCGACUGCACAUCAGCCAGCAGCCUCACCUCCAAGUGCAUCCUCAGCCUCAACUCCAGCUUCAGAGCUACACCCAGGGGCAGCUCUCGCUCUUACCCCAGCAGCCGAGCUGGAGCCUGGGAGGCAGCGGAGGCCCCGAUACCCCUGAGCUUCAGGAGCAGCAGCUCAGCAGCUGUGUGAUGGUCAAAUAAGGACAAAAAAGUGUUUCAUGAUCCGGAGUGAAGUUUAACUGACUUGCAGGAUGAGAAAGCUUUGUGUGUGUGUGUGUGUGUGUGCAUGAACUCAAAAGAAGACAAAAAAGCAAUAACUAAACUCUUUAUGGACGUCACACUCGUCCCCCUCUGACUCCGGUCUCUUGUCCUGAGAAAGCAAUAACAGACAGGGGGUGAAGCGAAGUGGAAAAACACACACACACACACACACACACACACACAGAACAGACAUCUGUGCGUGUUUUAAAAUAAUCACAUCAGACUAUUCAAUUUAUUCAUUUUACUAUGACAAAUAAUGUAUGAAAAAUAGGACGGUCUUCCUUAAACCAACGGAUUUAAUUUUAUUAUUAUUUUUUUUACUGCAACUUUUUUUCACUUCACUGUAGAAGACCAAAGGUUUAUUUAUUUUUUUCUUUUUAGCCUUUUUUUUUUUAUGUCCUUCAAAACAAAUACGGUUUGUUAUUUAGUAAACUGCGGGAGCUUGUUGGUGGGUGGAGCCGAGAGCCAUGCACGGUACUUUAUUAAAUGAAAUAAGAUAGAAUUAGAGAAAGUAGACGUCUCGCACACUGUCAUCUUGAUGCAGCUGGAUUUUCAUCACACAUCUGUACGUCACUAAUAAUCAUUACGGCUACAAGGCAAAAUAAUGAGAUUUUUAAAUUGAAAUAAUGCGAUGAAUCACGACUUGUUGAUGAAUCAGGAGAAAGCCUGAGGACCUCCAGCUCCACUGCUCAGCACCGCGUCACGUUCAGAUACUGAUCACCUCCUGAGCUUCGAGCUCGCUACGUUUUAAAGGAGAAAUUCAGGCAUAGCUCCUUCUCUGUCGUAUCACUACCUCCUCCAUCUCCUUCACCAUCUCCUCCUCCUCCUCCUCCUUCUCCUCCUCUUCUUCUUCCUCACUGCAGCGCAGUUUCUCCCAGAACAAAGCUUAUGGGAUUAGUGCAAUAUUUCACACUCAGCUGUAGUACCUGUAGUACCAGAUCCAGAAGCUGAUAGGAAUCCAGCAGGUACUCAAUGCAUCAAUUAUUAUUAUUAUUAUUAUUAUUAUUAUUAUUAUUAGUUUUUUAAGUUUGUCGUGAAACAAAAUCAGAUAUCUCUGAGAUUCACAGCUGUAUUAUUUAUUAGUAUCACGAAAAGCUGUAUUUGUUUUUUGUUUUUUGUUUUUCCUUAGCAAAUUCCGACAUUAGACGUCCAAAAAAUAUCGACUAAAUUUUUGUUUGAAAAUUAAAUUAAAUCGGUUCUUAGUCGCUAAAUCAGGGCUGGGUGAUUUUAUUUAUUUUUAUUAAUUAAUUCAUUUAUUUAUUUAUUAGUAAACAGAAAUAUAAUAUAAACUAAAAAAAAGGUUUUGGUUAAAAUUUAAAACAUUUUAAAAUUGAUUUUAACGUUAAAAUUUGGCUGAUUUCAACUUGGUAAUUAUUUUAAAAAACGUUUUAAAGUCAUGUAUUUAAAAAUGAUAUUAGGACGCUGCAGUGAAGAGAGUGUUUCGUGAUAUUUUAUCACAAUAUCGUUAUUAUAUCAUCAGAUCACCCAGCCCUGAGCGAGAAAUAUUUAAACAGUGUUAAAAAUUUGGCAAAAAUUGUCACAAAUCCAGGAAGUUAAUUAAACAAUCCUUUAUGUUAUUAUUAUUAUUAUUAUUAUUAUUAUUAUUAUUAUUAUUAAUUUAUUUUUCUUUGCAUAAAUUACAUGGACUUUUUUUUUUUUUUAGCUCUCAGACGUAGCGCAGAUGAAAAAGCAAUGAUUUUUAUCAGUGAGCGCGGACCGUGUCUGUGUUCCGCGUACGUUUAUUUUCCUCUCGAAACAUUCUGUAGCAAUAUAUAGCUGAGGAGAAGUUGCAGUUAGGUGCUAGAAUUAGAUUUUAAGCAGUGUUUUUUUUUCUCUCUCUGUGUGUGUGUGUGUGUGUGUGUGUGUGUGUGUGUGUAUACACGAUUCGUACCCCCAAACUGCACAUCUGUCUCUUUGUAGUUGGAAAAACAGGGUUCGAAACCAGUGACUGAAUGAGAUAAGCUGAAGGUGAUGUGAUUGUCAGAAACAGUGUUAAUCCGUUUGGACUUUUAUUUUAGUGUAAAAAACAAAAAAACAAUCGAUUUGCACUCACCGGAGACGCUUGUGCCUUUUUUUCCGAACAAAUCCCAUGGUGAGGAAAGCGAGUCAUUUUGUUUGUUUGUUUGUUUGUUUGUUUUUCUUCCCCCUGUGCUGAUUGUAGGACACUUUGAGAAAAGCACAUUGAGGAGAACGUGGAUUUUUAGACUCACAGUGAAUCAGACAGAACCUUUUUUCCCCCUCCUUUGUUUAUUUUUCUCAGAAUAAUGCACUUUAUAAUGAAUAUUUCUCCUUCUGAAAAUAGUGUUGUUUCCACUGCUGGGCUAGAGAAGUCUUCUUUAGUGUUAAAGCAUUCACAAUAAUAUUAAACACUAUUUUUUAUUUUAUUUUAUGUAGAACUGUAAAGAGAGCUGUUUGUUUGUUUUUUGUUAACAUUUGGGAUGUUCUUCCCUGAUUUUGCUUGCUGAACUGUAAAUGUCUUGAACGUGUGAAAGUGUGUGUGUGUGAGAGUUGUUUAUUUAUGUGGCUAUUUAUUUUAAAUAAAAGUAAAAUUCCUAAAA